Messenger RNA from Oikopleura dioica, 792 nucleotides. The record is from the annotation of a GenBank genome assembly. NCBI's taxonomy places the organism in Eukaryota, Metazoa, Chordata, Appendicularia, Copelata, Oikopleuridae.
AUGAUUCGUGUAUUUUUGCUGAUUAACUGUCUUUUCGGGGCGAAAAUUGAAAAAGAUGAAGCAAACGCAUUCCUCCGCGUUCGUCGAGCGAACACAGGAUAUGAAGAAUACAUGAACAGUGGAAAUUUGGAAAGAGAAUGCAUCGAGGAAACUUGCGAUUCUUACGAAUUUCAUGAAGUUUACGAUGAUCAUUCUAUUUCUGACCCGCUUUUGAACAAAUAUAUCCUGUGCAAAGAGUCCGAAAAGCUAUAUAACGAUGGAAAUGCAACAUCUACCCCUGAUUUUGUAAGAACUUGUUUCGAAAACGAGGAUUCGCCGACAAUUUGCAACAAAACUGAUAUUCAAAGACAACUUGCUGAAAAAAACACAGAAAUAAAUGAGCUGAAGGAUGAAUUAAAAAAUUUUAAGAAAAUACGAUUCCUGAAAGGAAAAGAGAAGAUGGAAUUUUUGGAUGCCGACAGAUAUUGUAAACAUCAAGGUGGAAGACUCGCAUUUUUCAACACGGAACACGAAUACAAUCAGUACAUCAGACUGAAGCCUUUUAGGCAAGAGCACAUCGGAAUGAGAUCAGUUACACCUGAAAAUCAAAUUUGGCGCAAUGUAGAUGGAUCUGUUCCAUACAUCAACUGGCAAACACCCCCAAAACGAUUAACGAAGCAAGAGCUUGCUGUGUGUAUUUCUUAUCCGCCAGAAACAUGUGGGGUCGCUAUCCAUCAAGAGUUUGUGCAUCUGGAAAUAGGUCUCAAUUACUGUGAUGGUGAAAAACUUCAUUUUACAUGCAGAUUAAAUUGA